UCAAAUGGCUGGAAAAUAAAAGUUCAUAGAUUAAAGACGGCCAAAAUAAUAUGUUAUUUUUUGUGUUUUAUUUUUCAGGUCAAAACUGUGGAGGCUUAGUACAGGGUCCAAAUGGCACCAUCGAGAGUCCAGGAUUUCCUCAUGGUUAUCCAAACUACGCUAACUGUACCUGGAUCAUUAUCACAGGAGAACGCAAUAGGAUACAAUUGUCUUUUCAUACUUUUGCUCUUGAAGAAGAUUUUGAUAUUUUAUCAGUUUACGAUGGACAGCCCCAACAAGGGAAUUUAAAAGUGAGAUUAUCAGGAUUUCAGCUGCCCUCCUCCAUAGUGAGCACAGGAUCUAUCCUCACUCUGUGGUUCACGACAGACUUUGCUGUGAGUGCCCAAGGUUUUAAAGCCCUGUAUGAAGUUUUACCUAGCCAUACAUGUGGAAAUCCUGGGGAGAUAUUAAAAGGAGUUCUCCACGGAACGAGAUUCAACAUAGGGGACAAAAUCCGAUACAGCUGUCUCUCUGGUUAUAUCUUGGAAGGACAUGCAAUUCUGACCUGCAUCGUUAGCCCUGGGAAUGGUGCAUCAUGGGAUUUUCCAGCUCCAUUUUGCAGAGCUGAGGGGGCUUGUGGAGGAACCUUACGUGGAACAAGCAGCACCAUUUCCAGCCCUCACUUCCCUUCAGAAUACGAAAACAACGCUGACUGUACAUGGACCAUUCUUGCCGAGCCAGGGGACACCAUUGCUUUAGUCUUCACUGACUUUCAACUAGAAGAAGGAUAUGACUUCCUAGAGAUCAGUGGAACAGAAGCACCAUCUAUAUGGCUGACGGGCAUGAAUCUUCCUUCUCCUGUUAUCAGUAGCAAGAAUUGGUUACGACUCCACUUCACGUCUGACAGUAACCAUCGCCGCAAAGGCUUUAGUGCUCAGUUUCAAGUGAAAAAGGCAAUUGAAUUGAAGUCAAGAGGAGUCAAGAUGCUGCCCAGCAAGGACAGUAGCCAUAAAAACUCUGUCCUGAGUCAAGGAGGUGUUGCUUUGGUCUCUGACAUGUGUCCAGAUCCUGGAAUUCCAGAAAAUGGCAGGAGAGCAGGCUCUGACUUCAGGGUUGGUGCAAAUGUCCAGUUCUCCUGUGAGGACAGUUAUGUGCUCCAGGGCUCCAAGAGCCUCACCUGUCAGAGGGUCACAGAGACACUCGCUGCGUGGAGUGAUCACCGGCCAAUCUGCCGAGCUAGAACAUGUGGAUCCAAUCUACGUGGACCCAGUGGCAUCAUUACGUCCCCCAAUUACCCGGUACAAUAUGAAGACAACGCGCACUGUGUCUGGGUUAUCACUACCACGGAUCCAGACAAGGUCAUCAAGCUUGCCUUUGAAGAGUUUGAACUGGAACGAGGAUAUGACACCCUUACAGUAGGAGACGCUGGGAAAGUGGGUGACACCAGGACAGUCUUAUAUGUAUUGACUGGAUCCAGUGUUCCUGAUCUCAUCGUGAGUAUGAGUAACCAGAUGUGGUUACAUCUACAGUCUGACGACAGCAUUGGCUCCCCUGGAUUUAAAGCUGUUUACCAAGAAAUCGAAAAGGGAGGAUGUGGAGACCCAGGAAUUCCUGCCUAUGGGAAACGGACAGGCAGUCGUUUUCUCCAUGGAGACGCCCUGACCUUUGAAUGCCAGGCUGCCUUUGAGUUGGUGGGGGAGAGAGUUAUCACCUGUCAGCAGAACAAUCAGUGGUCAGGCAACAAGCCCAGUUGUGUAUUUUCAUGCUUCUUCAACUUUACUGCGCCGUCAGGGAUUAUUCUCUCCCCAAACUAUCCAGAGGAAUACGGGAACAACAUGAACUGCGUUUGGUUGAUUAUAUCUGAGCCAGGAAGCAGAAUUCACCUCAUUUUUAAUGAUUUUGAUGUGGAACCUCAGUUUGACUUCCUUGCAGUCAAAGAUGACGGGAUUUCUGAUAUAACAGUUCUUGGAACUUUUUCUGGCAAUGAAGUACCUUCCCAGCUGGCCAGCAGUGGGCACAUCGUCCGUCUGGAAUUUCAGUCUGAUCACUCCACUACUGGCAGAGGGUUCAACAUCACGUACACAACAUUUGGUCAGAAUGAGUGCCAUGAUCCUGGCAUUCCCAUAAAUGGACGACGUUUUGGUGAUAGGUUUCUGCUUGGGAGUUCCGUUUCUUUCCACUGUGACGACGGCUUUGUCAAAACCCAGGGGUCGGAGUCCAUCACGUGCAUCCUGCAGGACGGAAACGUUGUUUGGAGUUCCACCGUUCCCCGCUGUGAAGCACCAUGUGGUGGACAUUUGACGGCUUCAAGUGGAGUUAUUUUGCCUCCUGGAUGGCCGGGAUAUUAUAAAGAUUCUUUAAAUUGUGAAUGGAUAAUUGAAGCAAAACCAGGACACUCUAUCAAAAUAACUUUUGAUAGAUUUCAGACUGAAGUCAAUUAUGACAUACUAGAAGUCAGAGAUGGACCAGCAAAUUCCUCCCCACUGAUUGGAGAAUACCAUGGCACACAAGCACCACAGUUCCUCAUAAGUACAGGGAAUUUUAUGUACCUACUUUUCACCACAGACAAUAGCCGCUCCAGCGUUGGCUUCCUCAUUCACUAUGAAAGUGUGACCUUAGAGUCAGAUUCUUGCCUUGAUCCGGGCAUUCCUGUGAAUGGUCAUCGUCAUGGCAAUAAUUUUGGCAUCAGGUCUACCGUGACUUUCAGCUGCGAUGCAGGAUAUACACUAAGCGAUGAUGAACCCCUGAUCUGUGAGAGGAACCAUCAGUGGAACCAUGCGUUACCUAGCUGCGAUGCCCUGUGUGGAGGCUACAUACAUGGGAAGAGUGGAACAGUCCUUUCUCCUGGAUUUCCAGAUUUCUAUCCAAACUCCCUAAACUGUACGUGGACCGUCGAAGUGUCUCAUGGAAAGGGAGUUCAGAUGAUCUUUCACACUUUUCACCUCGAGAGUUCCCAUGACUAUUUACUGAUCACGGAGGAUGGAAGUUUUACAGAGCCUGUCGCCAGACUCACUGGUUCUGUAUUGCCCCAUACUAUUAAGGCAGGUCUCUUUGGAAAUUUCACUGCCCAGCUUCGGUUCAUAUCAGACUUUUCAAUUUCGUAUGAAGGCUUCAACAUCACAUUUUCAGAAUAUGACUUAGAGCCGUGUGAUGAUCCUGGUGUCCCUGCCUUCAGCCGAAGGAUCGGUUUUCAUUUUGGAGUUGGAGACUCUCUGACUUUCUCCUGCUUCCCAGGAUAUCGCCUAGAAGGUGCAACCAAGCUUAUCUGCCUGGGUGGGGGCCGUCGUGUGUGGAGUGCACCUCUGCCAAGGUGUGUGGCUGAAUGUGGAGCAAGUGUCAAAGGAAAUGAAGGAACAUUACUGUCUCCAAAUUUCCCAUCCAAUUACGAUAAUAACCAUGAGUGUAUCUAUAAAAUAGAAACGGAAGCUGGCAAGGGGAUCCAUCUCAGAGCCCGAAGCUUUCAGCUCUUUGAAGGGGAUAUUCUAAAGGUAUAUGAUGGAAAAGAUAGUUCAUCGCGUCCGCUGGGAGCCUUCACGAGAAAUGAAAUGCUGGGGCUGUUUCUAAAUAGCACGUCUAACCACUUGUGGCUGGAAUUCAAUACCAAUGGAUCUGACACCGACCAAGGUUUUCAGCUCACUUACACUAGUUUUGAUCUAGUAAAAUGUGAAGAGCCAGGAAUCCCUAACUACGGCUAUAAGAUCCGAGAUGAAGGCCACUUCACUGACACGGUGGUUGUCUACAGCUGCAAUCCAGGGUACGCCAUGCACGGCAGCGGUACGCUGACCUGCCUGAGUGGAGACAGGAGGGUAUGGGAUAAGCCAUUGCCAUCUUGCAUAGCGGAAUGCGGUGGUCAGAUCCAUGUGGCCACUUCGGGGCGCAUAUUGUCCCCAGGGUACCCAGCUCCCUAUGACCACAAUCUUCACUGCACUUGGAUUAUAGAAGCCGACCCAGGAAAGACCAUCAGCCUUCAUUUCAUCGUUUUUGACACUGAGAUGGCGCACGAUAUCCUCAAGGUCUGGGAUGGGCCAGUAGACAGCAACAUCCUGCUGAAGGAGUGGAGUGGCUCUGCCCUUCCUGAAGACAUCCACAGCACCUUCAACUCCCUCACCCUGCAGUUUGACAGUGACUUCUUCAUCAGCAAGUCGGGCUUUUCCAUUCAGUUCUCAACAACGAUUGCGUCCACCUGCAACGAUCCAGGUAUGCCUCAGAACGGCACCCGUUAUGGAGACAGUAGAGAACCUGGGGACACCAUCACAUUCCAGUGUGACCCCGGGUACCAGCUCCAAGGGCAAGCUAAAAUCACCUGUGUGCAGUUAAAUAACCGAUUCUUUUGGCAACCAGAUCCUCCUACGUGCAUAGUGGUGGCGAAGCUCUCAUGGGUCCUGAAGAGCUAUGCUGCACAGCUUUUAACUUCUUACAAAAAACGCAAGCAAGCCACCAACCAACCAACCAACCAAACAAGAAUUAAGAUCCCUUCCAUCAUGGAGUUUACGUUCAUUUCUUUCACAGAGAAACCACGGGAAGCAUGUUUUGAUCCUGGAAAUAUAAUGAAUGGGACAAGAAUUGGAACGGACUUCAAACUUGGCUCAACAGUUACUUACCAGUGUGACUCUGGAUAUAAGAUUGUUGACCCCUCAUCCAUCACCUGUGUGAUUGGUGCAGAUGGAAAACCAGCCUGGAACAGAGUCUUGCCUUCCUGUAAUGCUCCCUGUGGAGGCCAGUACACUGGAUCAGAUGGGGUUGUAUUGUCACCGAACUACCCUCAGAAUUACACAGCUGGUCAAAUAUGCCUCUAUUCAAUAACGGUACCGAAGGAAUUUGUGGUGUUUGGACAGUUUGUCUAUUUUCAGACGGCUCUGAAUGAUUUGGCAGAGUUAUUCGAUGGAACACAUCCACAGGCCAGACUUCUCAGCUCACUCUCUGGGUCUCAUUCAGGGGAAACCCUGCCUUUGGCUACGUCAAAUCAAAUUCUACUCCGAUUCAGCGCAAAAAGUGGUGCAUCUGCCAGGGGGUUCCAUUUCGUUUACCAAGGUAAAUAUUGUUUGGGAUUUUAUGGGGGUCUUCUUGUAAUAAUGCACAUACGACUAUAUUCAGAAAAAAGUACUAAAAGUAUCUGGGUUGUAUUUUUAACACCAUGUGUACAGCUGGGAGAGAGUGCAGGAAACAGUAUUUAUGCCUAUGAAUGUCACAUCUUAUCUGCGGUAGGUCUGGCCGCGUGCCCAGAACCAGCCCUUCCCAGCAAUGGCAUAAAAACUGGAGAUCGAUACAUGGUGAACGACGUGCUGUCCUUUCAGUGUGAGCCCGGCUACACGUUGCAGGGUCGCUCCCAUAUUUCUUGCAUGCCAGGAACUGUUCGACGUUGGAACUAUCCUUCUCCCCUUUGCAUUGCCACGUGCGGAGGGACCUUGAGCAGUAUGAGCGGGGUGAUCCUGAGCCCCGGGUUUCCAAGCGCUUACCCCAACAACUUAGACUGCACCUGGAAGAUAGCGCUGCCCAUUGGCUACGGUUCCCAUAUUCAGUUUCUGAAUUUUUCUACUGAAGCUAAUCAUGACUACCUUGAAAUUCAGAAUGGACCGUAUCACACCAGUCCUCUGAUUGGGCAGUUCAGUGGCUCGGAUCUACCCUCAGCACUGCUGAGUACAACCCAUGAAACGCUCAUCCACUUCUACAGUGAUCAUUCGCAAAACCGGCAAGGAUUUAAACUUGCUUAUCAAGGUAAGACUUACACGACUGAAAUCAUUUCUCCUUGUGGAUAUAAUGUCACAUCUCAGAAUGGUACCAUUUAUUCCCCUGGAUUUCCUGAUGAAUAUCCAAUUCUGAAGGACUGCAUUUGGCUCAUCACUGUGCCUCAGGGCCAUGGAGUUUACAUCAACUUCACCUUGCUGCAGACUGAAGCUGUUAAUGAUUACAUUGCUGUUUGGGAUGGUCCCGACCAGAACUCACCUCAGCUAGGAGUUUUCAGUGGAAACACAGCCCUAGAAACAGCGUAUAGUUCAACCAAUCAAGUCCUGCUCAAGUUUCACAGUGACUUUUCAAAUGGAGGUUUCUUCGUCCUCAAUUUUCAUGCAUUUCAGCUGAAGAAGUGUCAGCCUCCUCCAGCAGUUCCACGGGCAGACAUACAUACUGAGGAUGAGGAUUUUGAAAUAGGAGAUUUUGUGAAGUACCAGUGCCAUCCUGGGUAUACCUUGUCAGGGACCGACACGCUGACCUGCAAGCUAAGCUCCCAGUUGCAGUUUGAAGGUUCUCUCCCAACAUGUGAAGCGCAAUGCCCAGCAAAUGAAGUCCGCACAGAAUCAUCUGGAGUGAUCCUCAGUCCAGGAUACCCAGGCAACUAUUUUAACUCCCAGACGUGCUCUUGGAGUAUUAAAGUGGAACCAAACUAUAACAUUACCAUCUUUGUGGAUACAUUUCAAAGUGAAAAGCAGUUUGAUGCACUGGAAGUAUUUGACGGUUCUUCUGGGCAAAGUCCUCUGUUAGUAGUCUUAAGCGGGAACCAUACUGAACAAUCAAAUUUUACAAGCAAGAGUCAUCAGUUAUAUCUCCGCUGGUCCACUGACCACGCAACCAGUAAAAAAGGAUUCAAGAUUCGUUAUGCAGCUGUGUCCUGUGGAAUUCCAGAGUCCCCAGGAAAUGGUUCAUUUACGGGUAAUGAGUUCACUUUGGGCAGUAAAUUGAUAUAUGAAUGUAAUGAGGGCUUUAAGCUUGAAGCCAGUCAACAGGCAACAGCAGUGUGUCAAGAAGAUGGACUGUGGAGUAACAAAGGGAAGCCACCUACUUGUAAACCGGUAACUUGCCCUAGUCUUGAAGCUCAGCUCUCAGAACACGUCAUCUGGAGACUGGUUUCCGGAUCACUGAAUGAGUAUGGAGCCCAAGUCGUGCUGAGCUGCAGUCCUGGUUAUUAUUUAGAGGGGAGAAGGCUCGUCCAGUGCCAAGCUAAUGGAACAUGGAGCAUAGCGGAAGAGAGGCCGAGUUGUAGGGUGAGUGACCACUUCUUACCUGACAACAAUACUGACUUAUAUUCUUCUACAGCCAUUACAUGUGGUCACCCUGGAAAUCCUGCCCAUGGAUUCACGAAUGGCAGUGAGUUCAACCUGAAUGAUGUCGUGAACUUCACUUGCAACACUGGCUACUUGCUGCAGGGUGCAUCUCGAGCCCAGUGUCGGAGCAACGGACAAUGGAGUAGCUCUUUGCCUACUUGUCGAGUGGUGAACUGUUCAGAUCCAGGCUUUGUGGAAAACGCCAUCCGUCAGGGGCAACAGGAUUUCCCCGAGAGUUUUGAAUAUGGGAUGAGCAUCAUGUAUCACUGCAAGAAGGGAUUUUACUUGUUGGGAUCAUCUGCCUUAACCUGCAUGGCAAAUGGCUUAUGGGAUCGUUCUUUACCCAAGUGUUUGGCUAUAUCAUGUGGACACCCAGGUGUUCCUGCCAAUGCUAUCCUAACUGGAGAGCUGUUCACAUAUGGAACCGUAGUUCACUACUCAUGCAAAGGAAGCCGGAGUCUUAUAGGCAACAACACUAGAGUUUGCCAAGAAGACAGUCACUGGAGUGGAACACUACCCCACUGUACAGGAAAUAAUCCUGGAUUUUGUGGUGAUCCAGGGACCCCGGCCCAUGGCUCCAGGCUUGGGGAUGAAUUUAAGACCAAAAGCCUCCUCCGUUUUUCCUGUGAAAUGGGUUACCAGCUGAGGGGCUCCACUGAGCGAACAUGUUUGCCUCAUGGUUCAUGGUCAGGACUGCAGCCUGUGUGUGAAGCUGUGUCCUGUGGCAAUCCUGGCACCCCCACCAAUGGCAUGAUUGUCAGUAGCGAUGGGAUACUGUUCUCCAGCUCGGUCAUCUAUGCUUGUUGGGAAGGCUAUAAGACCUCAGGGCUGAUGACUCGGCACUGCACAGCCAACGGAACCUGGACGGGCACAGCUCCGGACUGCACAGUUAUAAGUUGUGGUGAUCCAGGUACGCUGGCAAAUGGCAUCCAGUUUGGGACUGAUUUCACGUUCAAUAAGACUGUUAGCUAUCAGUGUAAUCCUGGCUAUUUUAUGGAACCCGUCACUUCAUCCACUAUUCGUUGUACUAAAGACGGUGCGUGGAAUCAGAGCAAGCCUGUCUGCAAAGCUGUCAUGUGCAGUCAGCCUCCUCAAGUACAGCAUGGAAAAGUGGAGGGGACUGAUUUCCACUGGGGCUCCAGUGUGAGUUACAGCUGUGCUGAUGGCUACCAGCUUUCUCACUCAUCCAUCCUCUCCUGUGAAGGCCAUGGGGUGUGGAAAGGAGAGAUUCCUCAGUGUCUGCCUGUGUUCUGUGGAGACCCUGGCACUCCGGCAGAGGGAAGACUUAUUGGGAAAAGUUUCACCUAUAAGUCUGAAGUCUUCUCCCAGUGUAAAUCUCCCUUUAUACUAGUGGGAUCUUCAAGAAGAAUCUGUCAAGCCGAUGGCAUGUGGAGUGGCAUACAACCCACGUGUAUAGAUCCUGCUCAUAACACCUGCCCAGAUCCUGGUACCCCACAUUUUGGAAUACAGAAUAGCUCUAGAGGAUAUGAGGUUGGAAGCAUGGUGUUUUUCAGGUGCAGGAAAGGUUACCAUAUUCAAGGUUCAACAACUAGAACUUGCCUUGCAAAUUUAACGUGGAGUGGAAUACAGACUGAGUGCAUACCUCAUGCCUGCAGACAGCCAGAAACCCCAGCCCAUGCGGAUGUGAGAGCAAUAGAUCUUCCUACUUUUGGUUACACUUUGGUGUACACUUGCCAUCCAGGAUUUUUCCUUGCGGGUGGAUCUGAACACAGGACUUGUAAGCCGGAUAUGAAAUGGACAGGAAAAUCUCCUGUUUGUAAAAGUAAAGGAGUGAGAGAAGUUAAUGAAACAGUUACUAAAACUCCAGUUCCUUCAGAUGUAUUUUUCAUCAAUUCAGUAUGGAAGGGAUAUUAUGAAUAUUUAGGGAAAAGACAACCUGCAACUUUAACAGUUGACUGGUUCAAUGCAACAAGCAGUAAGGUCAAUGCGACUUUCCUUGAAACUUCUCAAGUGGAGCUGAAAUUGACAGGAGUUUACAAGAAGGAGGAAGCCCACUUACUUCUGAAAGCUAUUCAGAUUAAAGGUCCGGUGGAUAUUUUCGUAAGCAAGUUUGAAAAUGACAACUGGGGAUUAGAUGGUUACGUAUCAUCGGGACUUGAAAGAGGAGGAUUUACUUUUCAAGGUGAUGUACAUGGAAAAGACUUUGGAAAAUUCAAACUAGAAAGACAAGGUAAACUGCAUUUAAGAACCAGACCAAAAGUUCAGUACAAUGGCUAUGCCGGACAUGAAAACAGCAAUGGACAAGCUUCAUUUGAAAACCCCAUGUAUGAUACAAACUUAAAACCCACAGAAGCGAAGGCUGUGCGGUUUGACACGACUCUGAACACAGUCUGCACAGUGGUAUAG
Molecule: messenger RNA, 9383 nt
Organism: Trichechus manatus latirostris (Florida manatee)
Lineage: Eukaryota; Metazoa; Chordata; Mammalia; Sirenia; Trichechidae
Product: CUB and sushi domain-containing protein 1-like
Exons: 60
Coding region: 51-9383 (3110 amino acids)
Source: RefSeq, a predicted model, not a curated record